CGCUUUUGGCAUCCCAGCACGAGCUCCACUGCCAGUUCUCGUUUGAAAAGCAUCGCGUACGGAACGGGCACGAAGAGAAUCAAAAGCGCAAAGUUAACGACCUACCUCCGACAACGCACCGAGCCAAAUCAAACAGCAACAGAAACAGGCACAUAAACAGCCCAUAAACCAACAGAAAGUACAAAAUCAAAUCAAAAGCAAACAACAUGAUUAAGGCGAGAGAUUCGACGCGGCUGUUGCUCAUUUGUCUGCUAAUUGGACAAUUUUAUGUUCGGUGUAAUGGCUCGCCCAUUGAGGAUGAAACAGACUACCAGGGCGAUGACUACGACUAUGGGGAGUCUGAUGCUGAGGAUGACGUAGAAGGAGCAGAUCCGCCCGAGGUCCAGGAUCUGUCCGGUUCGCCGCCAUACUUUGACCAGACCGAGCUGAGGAUCGAGGCCAAGCCCGGAGACUCUGUGAUCCUCAAUUGUGAUGCACGCAAUUUCCAGAUCAACAACGCGGUGAUGUGGUACAAGGGCAGUACGAUCAUUGCGAAUGGACAGAAUGCAAUUAGCCACCGGGUGGAGGGUAUGAAGAACAACUCGAUCCUGCUGAGGGAUGUCACGCCGGACGAUUCCGGGGAAUACUAUUGUGCCAUAUUGCCGCAGAACGUUCGACAACUCACGACACUGAGGGUGGGCGCCCGGCUGUCGAUCCUUUGCGACGAUCGCGAUAUAACGGGUCGCUCGCAGACGUUCAGGCAGGGCGACCACCACAAGCUCGAGUGUCGAACGUACACGGGCACAGAGACCAGCAUCAAGUGGUCGUUUAAUGGUCAGCGCAUGGAGUCGUCGCCCGAUGACACUGCCGAUGGGAUCGUUGUGCUGGACAACGUGGACGAGAUGAAUGCCGGCGUGUACCAGUGCCUCGGUGACGAUGGCAGCCGCGAUCCCCCCCACGGCAUGGUCACAAUCGAUGUCCACUACAGCCCCAAGGUCUCGACGCACCGGCACCACGUGAACACAGAGGAUGGCGGCACUGCCGAGAUGUACUGCAACUAUCGCGCCAAUCCCAUUGCCAUCAGCUUCUUUAUCAAGGAUGGGAAAACUCUGCAGCUGUCCGAGAAGUACUCGAUCAAGAACUCCUUCCACAAUGGGCACAAUCGCACCACGUUGGUUGUCAAGGAUGUGGAUGUGAGCGACCUGGGCGAGUAUCUGUGCCACGUGGAGAACGCCAUUGGCUCCAACGAGGCCAAGAUCCACCUCAGCUACAACCCGGAGACGCCGCAAUUCGAGGACAUGACCAUUGACGACACCAAGGUCACCAUGCACUGGCUGGUGCGCAGUCUGCAGCCUCUGUCCGAGGCCAUGCUCGACUACAAGCUCACAGGGUCGUACACUUGGAGCACCGUUUCGGUUCUGCAGACGCAGCGACACAAUCAGACGGGAGGCAUCUGGAAGAUCACGCAUCAGCUGGAUCUGCCUGCGAGAGGCCUGUGGCAUGCACGCGUAAAGACGAAGAACACCCAGGGAUGGUCCAACUUCUCGCCAGAUCACGAUUUCCGAUUAGCGGACGAUGACGCAUCCAAUGAGCUUACCGAUAUGGAGCUGCCACCCGACCAGAUCAUGCGCGCCGGCAUCGGCUCAGUGGGAGGUGGAGCAGCAUCAGCGUUACAGCAGCUGCCUGCUGGCUCGAUCUUCUUGGCAGGUCUCAGCGUGCUCUGGCUGCGGCUGCGUCUCUAAGGGGUGCCACUCUGUGCCAUCCGGUGGACUGUACAUACGUAUUUCCGGAUCACAAGCAUCGAAGGAAACAGCACACACACACAAACACAUACGAAACGCAAAUAGGAAAAGAAACUAAAGUAUUCUAAUUAUACAAAAUGCUAAUGCGCGCUGCUCCGGCAGCCAAUACUUGCUUGGGGUCAAUGUUAAUGCUAAUCCCCAUGCUAUAACGCACGCUGGAGCGAUCACCAUUGAAACAUUUGUGCCAAGCAGAGGAUGUAGACGACACGGGGAGGACUACGAGCGAAUUAAAGUUAAUUUAGUUUAGUUAAAGUUAAUGUUGAAGAGUUGAAGGUAUGUGGAAGUGGAACUGGAAGUGGAUGUGGACUAGGACUGGUUAAAAACCGCCCAAAAAGGAACUUUUGAUUAACCUUAGCUGUAAUAUUUAUUUGUUUUGUAUGAUAUACGAGUGUGAGUGCAUGUGAGUGGUGGCAGUGAGGACGAGAGAGAAACUUCCUUGUUACCUGAACCCGAACCGAUGACGAAUACAAAACGAGAGCGAGCCAACUGCUUGGGAAGCGCUCACCCUGGCUUAGAUAUGGCAAACUGCCUGGAUCUAAUCGAGUGUGAGCAGGUCGUCCGUCCCCUUCCUGGGCAGUGGCAUAGUGUAGAUACAAAAAAUGGGAAAGGAUCUAGUGACUUUUUAGGAUUUGCAAUAUGUACACAAUAUUUUUGGAUAGCCAAGCGUACUUACGGCAUUUUUGUGACAGAAUCAAUGGGUGACGGGAGGGAGGCACGGAGGCAGGAAGGCGAGAGAUCAAUCGAAUGUGGCACGCGAAUUAUUAUAUACAACUAGACCAAAGCUUAGACAUACAUAUGUAUGUACAUGUGUACUUACUACCCAUACAUACAUACAUAUGAUACCUAUUUUUACGAGGCCUACGCCACACAUCAACUCAAUGGGAACCAGAUGAAACCGAUACGAACAUUACACAUCAGAAUGAACGGGAUGCGUAUGUACUUAUAGUUAAGAGAUAUUUAACAAAUCGAAGAGAGAGAGAGAGAGCUAUAUACAGCCAUACUUAAUCAUAAUCAGGCCUCACACCUUUGUCUUUGAUUCUGCUACAAUACCUGAGGGGAAAUCGCCAUAACAUGCUGACCAUAUACAAUCUACGUACGUGUGUAUCUACAUAUACGAUAAUCAAAUUGUGAGUGUAAGAAUAUAUUUUAUAUAUAUUUUAUUUAAGAAUUAUAACAUUUAGAGCUGAUCAAUAAAAUAAACGUGCCAACGGAAGCAAUCAAUGGUAAUUGAUUCUUCGGAGAAAUCAAUCAAAAGAAAGUUCCAUAAACAAAGUUUCGACAGUCGACCUUUAAGAAUACAUACAUACAUA
Molecule: messenger RNA, 3091 nt
Organism: Drosophila guanche
Lineage: Eukaryota; Metazoa; Arthropoda; Insecta; Diptera; Drosophilidae
Product: protein amalgam
Exons: 7
Coding region: 207-1721 (504 amino acids)
Biological process (GO): cell-cell adhesion
Cellular component (GO): cell-cell junction
Molecular function (GO): cell adhesion molecule binding
Source: RefSeq, a predicted model, not a curated record